ACAGCAGCGCUACUCGUUCUGCGGACGUGUCAAGUCAUACACGCACGAUCGGUACUGAUGCAAUGACACACAGGGACACAGCAGGGACAUACAUUACAUGCGCACUACAAGCUCAGACUAGACAGGAGCGGUUACCACACGCGGACGGCCCGCUUUAUAUAUCGCCAGCCUACAAAGAAGCGUUUAUAGAGCCCAUACUUAGCGUCGUACAGCGGGGAUUCUCUGUGCCCAGACAAUGUCGCCAUUGUUUCCUCAGUCGGUUUCAUAAGACAACGCGAUCACACUUAAAAGGUGAAACACGCGUGGAUUGCAUUCCAUCAUCAUGCCAUUGUCUUUUUUUUACAUUACGAGUCGGUGAAUGACGUGAAGGAGAAGCGAAAAAGAAGAACAUGAUCAUGUAAAUGAGAAUAUGCACACGUCAGUUUCCGACAUAUCUCUGCAAACAUCUCAUCGCGUUUCACCAACACCUCUUUUUUUUUUCUUUUUUUUUACCAUCCACCGGGAAAGCCAUUCCACGCGUGUCCGGGACCGUGGAAAGACACCCGAGUCUGCAGAGCUUUCGGAGCUGCCUGACGCUGGUUUUGGAGGGCUGAAAAAGAGGAAGAAACGGGAAAAGAAGCGGGGACCAAUCGGACCACCACUCGUUGAAUGGCAAUUUUACAAAAACAUGGCAAGAUCUCCAGUCCAGAGGUGGUCGAUCUUAAGGAUAACCCCCCUGACAGCUUCGGGGCGGUCGGGUCACAGAAGAAGUGGGCAGAAUCGAGUGCGCACUGGUCGAGGCCAUUAGCCCGGGUGUGGACCGUGGUGCUCCUGCUGGGGACAUGUUUGCUCUACUGCGCACGGGUGGCCAUGCCCAUCUGCGCUGUCUCCAUGGCCGAGCAGUUCAAGUGGAGCAAAAAGGAGACUGGCAUAGUGCUGGGAAGCUUCUUCUGGGGCUAUUGUUUCACUCAGGUCGUUGGAGGAUAUAUCAGUGACAGAGUGGGUGGGGAAAAAGUUCUCUUGCUGUCUGCUGCAGCUUGGGGCGCCAUGACAGCCUUCACCCCCAUCCUCGCUCACUUCUGCUCGCAACCCAUUGUUUCCAUGACACUUGCCAGGUUCCUCAUGGGACUUCUGCAAGGUGUCCACUACCCGUCUUUGGCCAGCCUCUGCUCCCAGAAGGUGGUCGAGAGCGAGCGGGGCUUUCUCAUGAGCACGGUGGGCAGUGGCUCCUACCUGGGGACAUUGGUGAUCGGUGCUGCCGGAUCCCUCAUGUUGGACCUGUACGGCUGGGAGAGCGUCUUCUACGUCUCGGGGUUGCUGUCUGUCCUGUGGGCCUACUGUAUGUGGAAGUAUCUGCUCAAAGGAGAAGGUCCAAUCAUCACGUUGGAGUCCUUGGGGAGUGGGGGCACCCAGUCCAAGUUGUCCAAGAGACACUGGCUGCGCUUGUUGAAACAACCAGCAGUUUGCGCUGUGACCAUUACGCACCUUUGCACCGCCAGCACUUUUUUCACCUUGUUGUCAUGGUUGCCAACUUUCUUCAAAGACACUUUUCCUGAUGCUAAGGGCUGGGUAUUCAAUGUGAUCCCAUGGUUUGUUGCCAUCCCAUCCUCCCUGUUCAGCGGCUGUCUGUCUGACCACCUUAUUGGGCAAGGCUUCGACACUGCGGCUGUCAGGAAGCUAAUGCAGUUCUUUUCUAUGGGUGUAUCUAGCAUCUUCACCCUAUUCCUGUGUGGCACCACCACCUUCCCCACAGCCGUGGCCUUUGUGUCUGCCACCAUGGGCCUCACUACUUUCAGUCACAGUGGGGUGUCGGUGAAUGUUCAGGAUCUGGCCCCUUCUUGUGCCGGAGCUCUUUUUGGGGUUAUGAACACAUGUGGAGCUUUCACAGGUGUCCUCAUGGUGUAUUUCUCGGGGUACCUGAUCGAAGCUACCGGCUCUUGGGCCUCAGUGUUUGCCCUCAUAUCCUUGGUCAACCUGCUGGGCCUGGGCACCUUUCUGACAUUUGCUGAAGCUCGCCGCGUGGACAUCGAGGGUUCCAAAGCCAGGCAUCACAACAUUCACAUCUGAGCGAGGCGACACAGUGCAGAGUGGGACAGCCCACACAUGCUGUGGUUCUGACAGCCUGGAUUCCCCAAAGGCCCAUUCACAUCCACUGCUGAUCCAGGACUUGAGAGCGCCAGGGGACCUCAGUGAUGCAAUUCUUGUUCCUUCUGUCUGUAAAACAGAGGAAGCUGGCAGGGUCAUAGUAGAUCUUACAUUUAACUGAAAAAAGAUUUGUUUCUUUUUUUAUUUAUUAAUUUUUUUCUGAUGGUCUGCUUAUUGCAGUGGGCUAAGCAGUGUGGUGCACUCCUGUCUGCAAAAUUUACACGUGGACAGGUCUGACACCUCGUCAGUUAUCUUGAUACAAAUCGUUGGAUUUGUGCCUAGAAGUCAAGAAGGACGUGGAAUAUAUUUUGUUUUUCACUUUGGUAAAGCUUGCCUUCCAUCCUUGGGUUGGUUUUGAUUGACCAAAACUUUGCUUUGCAAGGGUGAUGAUUUUUGUGUGGAGUUACAGCUGGGAGGAUCAGUGUUGGGUGAAAUCACUUCACCUUUGCUCUGCUUUCACUGUACAACUGACACUAAGUGGCGUCUUCUUAACAGGGUAGAGGUAUAGGUUUGCUAUCAUUUGUCUGUUUCAUAGAACUGUAUGUCACUUUUCACAGUUCAGUUUUUUCCAGUGGUUACAUACAGUGUAUGGUUGUCAUACGUUUAAAAAAGACCAAAGCCUUUAUUUUUUGAAUGUACGAUAUACUUAAACCUCUCACAUUUUUUUUUUUCAUACAUAUGAUGAGAAGAGCAGUAGCCUUGUUUCCGUUGUGUCUUUCUUGACGUUUACUGUGACAUUGGGCACUUGAGUCAGAAUGAGGUGUCAUAAGAAAGUUUUGUACAGAGCAGUCUGAAGAAGGUGAGGGUUGGGUUGUUCAAAACCACUGUUACCGCAGUGAGGCCACAGGCAUAAGUGUCAAAGGCAGGAGGUGCUGUCCAUAGUGGUAAAGACAGCUGUUAGUGUGGACCUCGCUGUUCAAGGCAGCUCUUCGUUGGGACACACAGGUCACUCUUUAGGGUAGAAAUCUUCUUUGUCCAAGGACACGGUGGCAUUGAUGGGGAAUUCUGUCCUCGCUGUUGAAAGUCUCGAGAGCGGAGGAAACAGGAUAGUUUUACUAAUUCAACACAGUAACUAAAUUAAUAAAAAUGUCAAGGUGGCAAUAAGAGAGAUAAGAGAUUUACCUGAAUCUCACAUUCAGAUUUAGAUUAAUUUCCCGUAGAAGUGGCUAGUGUUCAAAGAAGAUCCACUGGGAUAUUCCAUAUGAGGUACAUUGUGGAUGCCGCUCGAGACAGAAUGGACAGAAUAACAGUGUUAUGUCAGCCUUUCCCCAGUAAGUACCCUUCAGACUGGUUUAGCACAGCCUGGAGAGAGAAUGAUGUAGGCUUUGCAGGACUGAACUGUAGUAUGAAUGUAUUACGGUGUUUAGCUUUAUAUGCAGAGAGGAGCUUGAUAGAAUUAGGAAUUUUCUGAUGACCAAAUAUUUAUAUGUACAUUGUUAUUAUUUUUGUCCUCAAAUGCAACGUUUAAUUUCCUCCAGUAAUUAUCAACUCAAAGUAAUUAUGCAAAAGUUAUGGCUGGAAUUAAUUUGUAUGGCUGAUACACUUUAACCCAGUGCCACGUUAAGUUGCUUAUGAUCCUGUUCGCAUUCUACAUCGGUGUGUCUGCAGUAGAUUUUGUAAUAUAACUGUAGUAGUCCCAGUGUUGCCUGUAAGUAACAUUUCUUCCGACAAUUGCUGAAAUAUUAAUUUCAGCAUGAUAUAUUUUUUGCCCAAUAUAUUUUUGUGCCAAGGAUGGGAUAAUUAUAUACUGUAACUAUGAAUCACUAGUUAUACUGUAACUAUUAAUCAGUAGUUACAGCUAGUUUUACAAAAACUGUAUUGUGCUUUUGUUUGUAGCUCGUUGAAAUAUGUUAGAUGGAAAAAUAGCCUAAUUUUAAAGGUACUGAUGCGGGGAGUUUGUGGUCCCUGAUUUAGAAAACAAUGCUUCUGCAAUCACAGCAUGUCACAGUGUGUCUUGGAAAUGCACAAGAAUGUGACACAAGUUGGCAUAGAUUUUGUUAUUGUUACAGCUCAAUGUUAUUGUGGUUAGAUCUCAACGUCCCUUUUUUUGGUAUGAGCGCUUCAUUGUAUUGCCCAUGUCUCCUUCACUGACAUCCUGGGUUCCAGCUUUGUAAAAUUCCUGUCUUUGUUUUUACUUGUUUAAUAUCAGAUGAACCAUCCCAGAGGCUGAAUUUAUGUAUUCAUGUGUAAAUGGGAAAUGUGCAGAAAUGCAUACAUUUCAACAACAUACUAGCACAGCAGGUGUUGCAGAUGAUGACCUGAAAAAACUAAUCAUUGAUGAUUUAAAAAGUCAGAGUGGGGUGUUGCAUUCUGACCCCCAUACAUAGCUAAAAUUGAUGGAAGAUGCAUAAUAAAGCUCUCUUCUGGCAAAUUAAACAGAAAGUUACGCGUUUGGUGAGUGGUUAUGUUUUCUUCAGCGGCUCAGGUCAUGAACGUUUACUGACAGUGUCUAAAGAUGCCUAAUUUGAGUAUUUUGGGGUAUAAUCUUUGUUUCUUGCAAGUACAAUAACGAGUCAUUCAUUUGUCGUCUUCCAAUUAUUUAAGUUUUUUUAUUUUGGCAAAUUAUGUGUUCUGUUACUCUAUUAGCACAGUGUCUUACUUUUCACCCUCAUUGGUGUGAAAUAGAAAGAUUGUAAUGAAAUGGCUCCCCACCAAUCAGUGCGAAGUUCCCUGAACCGUACUUAGAUAUUGUAAAAUAUGUAAAACAAGGAUGAUGUAUGUAAAAAAACAAAUGCAGCAUUUUCUUUUUGCUCUGAAAAAAUGUAUUUGUAAGCAUAUUUUGUUGAACUACGAAUAAAAAGUAUAUUUUA
Scleropages formosus (Asian bonytongue) is the source of this 4934-nucleotide messenger RNA. RefSeq names its product solute carrier family 17 member 9b (gene slc17a9b). Gene Ontology annotation, cellular component: membrane. Gene Ontology annotation, biological process: transmembrane transport; ATP transport. NCBI's taxonomy places the organism in Eukaryota, Metazoa, Chordata, Actinopteri, Osteoglossiformes, Osteoglossidae. Bases 649 to 2046 code for a protein of 465 amino acids. The record is from RefSeq and is a predicted model, not a curated record. Gene Ontology annotation, molecular function: transmembrane transporter activity. The transcript has 14 exons.